Molecule: messenger RNA, 6033 nt
Organism: Hyla sarda
Lineage: Eukaryota; Metazoa; Chordata; Amphibia; Anura; Hylidae
Gene: SACK1H
Product: family with sequence similarity 83 member H
Exons: 5
Coding region: 2-3610 (1202 amino acids)
Biological process (GO): protein localization to cytoskeleton; positive regulation of cell migration; intermediate filament cytoskeleton organization
Cellular component (GO): keratin filament
Molecular function (GO): keratin filament binding
Source: RefSeq, a predicted model, not a curated record
GAUGAUGCCACGGUGGUCGACAACAUGGAGUCUGUACCUGCCAGUUGUCCAGGAGACAAAGGCGUGGGGGCGCAGGGUGUGGAUGGCGGUCCCCCCACCCCCUUUUCUGUUACAUGGGGGUCUGCAGGACUCCUUGUGCUCCUCGCUCUGCUCCUGGGCGCAGUCUGCGGUCUCUUCUCUCCCGUCUCCCUGGUGUAGACCCAUGGCACGCCGGUCCCAGAGCUCCUCUCAGGGGGACAACCCGCUGGACCCCAAUUACCUCCCCCCGCACUACAAAGAGUAUUACCGCAUUGCUAUAGAUGUCCUAGCGGAGGAGGGGCCGGAGGCGUAUGAGCGCUUCCUUGUAGAGGAGGGGGCUCCGGACUUCUUGUGUCAUUCAGAAAUCGACCACAUCUCAAAAUACCUGCAGAGACCCCCAGAGCCCACCCAGGAAAGUCUAUAUUCAGACCCUGUGUAUAGUGGACAAGAGGAAGAUGACGGCUCCUCGGGGACCUACUGGCCCAUGCACUCCGACACCGCCGCACCGGAGCUGGACCUUGGGUGGCCCACGGUCUACGCUUUCCAGGGGACAGAGGUGACCACCCUGAUACAUCCCCCCCCACCGGAGAACCCCAGUAUAAAGGAGGAGGUGAGGAGGAUGAUCCGCUCCGCACAGCAGGUGAUUGGGAUCGUGAUGGACAUCUUCACUGACGUGGACAUCCUCUCGGACCUCCUGGACGCCGCUGCCCGGCGCAUUCCUGUCUACAUCAUCCUGGACGAGAUGAACUCUCAGCACUUUCUUGACAUGGCAUCUAAGUGCAGGGUUAACCUGAACUUUGUGGAGUUCCUGAGGGUGCGGACCGUCUCUGGCCCCACAUAUUUCUGCAGGACAGGGACCACAUUCAAGGGGAAUCUUCUGGAGAAGUUUAUGCUGGUGGACUGUACGGUGGUGUUGAGCGGCACAUACAGCUUUAUGUGGUCCUUUGAGAAGCUCCACCGCAGCAUAGCUCACAUCUUCCAAGGAGAACUGGUAUCGAGCUUUGAUGAAGAGUUCCGGAUUCUGUUUGCCCAGUCGGACCCUCUCAUCCCCCCUGAGAACGCUUUGAUCAAGAUGGAUAAACCCUUUAUGGGAAUGGUGCCAUUUGCCGGUCCUCGCCCUUACUAUGAUCGAAAGCUUCACUUCAUGUACCCUAGAGAUGACAGCUCCCAGAACUCCUUCAACUCCUUCGGUGUAGAUCCAGACCGCCAUUUUCUUCAGUCGUUCCGCAGAGAAGACAUGAUGAGACACACAAUGGAUACAGGCGGCAUGAGAUUUCAUGGGCCGAGGAUGCCUGACCCAAUGCAGAUGCAGAUGCAGAUGCACAUGGAUAAAAUGCAGACGUCCUUCAUGCAAAACAAACACUUGGACAUUGACGCCUUUAAGAGGCACAGCUUUGCAGAAGGCACCUUUGAGAACUACACAGCUUCUAAGCAGUACAACAGGCAGAUGUUCAUGAAUGCUGACAAUAAUGAGUACCGCAUCCAGUCAAGCCAGUUCCAGAAAAGUCAGUUUAUGCAAAUGGACCGUACAGGGCGGACUCAAGGACUCUUUGAGAAGAUUCGAGGGAAUCGGCAGGGCUUCCAAGAAAAUGAUGAGAUAGAUUCCAGGUUUCCUCCUUACAAAGCUUUACAGGGAGAAAGUAAUUACGCCAUUGAGGGCCCAAACACAAGACUGGGUUACAACCCCUCCAACUCUUCUCGAGAGGUUAGACAUGGCUCGGACCAGGUGGUGCUUGGGAGUGAAGGAAAAUUUGGGCAAAGAUCACAAGGACGUCAGAAGUUCAUGUGUCAGAUUUCGCCCACACAGAAGCAGAGCUCAGAGCAGAAGCAGUUCUUCCAAGACCAAGAUGCAGAUAAAAAAGUUCAAGACAACAAACAAGGUUUACGCAGCUGGCGCAUCUCCUCGUACCUAAGCGGAAUCCAGCCAGACCAGGAGGAAGAAGGGAUGAUGAUGGCUAUAGAUACAGAACCUUUUGAGGAGCCUCCAGCUCCGACUGGACCUUUACCUCCAAAUGAGAUGCUGGCAAAGUUUUCCAUCGAUCCCAUCCCCCCAUAUAAACCCUUAUUAGCUGUCAGUGAAACCUCUAUGCAAGUGGACACGAGCAAAGAGAUGGCCAUGAUAGAGAAGGAGAAAGAGGAUUCCUUCCUAUCGCGACAUGACUCUUUCCGGUCACGGACUAACCCCUUGAUUCAAAGAAGUUCUCGUUUACGAUCCUCCCUUAUAUUUAGCAACUCUAAACUGGAGCAGCACGGAGCGGCCACUGAGGCUGUGCAGGUGAUUCAGAAGGAGCAGAGCACAAGUGAGAUCAUCAAAGACAACGAGGUCAUAAAGACAUCAUCCAAGGUAGCAGAGAUCCUGGAGAAGUACAGAAGUGGCAACAAAGACAAUGAGGUCACCUCCGUAAUGCAAGCCAAAGCGGCCUCUAAGGUCAUUCAGGAAGAAACGGAUGAUGGACAGAAAAAGAACACUACCGAAACCAUGGCAUACAAAUCCCUGGAGUCCAAACUCCUGGACAAAGAUUCUUUUAGCCGCACCCUUCUUGAGUCACAAUAUCGCUCUUCAAUCACUUCUCAGUUCCAAGAUAUCUUUAGCAAAGAUAAGCAGACAAGCUCCAUUACUAAGGUCGAACAAAGGUUCUCAAAUAUCCAAACAAUAGACAGCAACAUGGCUGCUCUGCCAGAGCCAAAAGAUAGUGGCCCUGUAAUCACCGAAAUUAUAGACCCGCCAAAACCACCAGAGGUUGAAAUGCCAAAGCUACUGAGCAAACCAAACCCUGCUCUUACAUUUGGGAAUGCUCUAGAAAGUAUGUCCCAUAACCCAACACCCAUCAUCACUUCCCCCACCACCUCCUUAACCAAAUCAGAGGAAGAACUAUCAAAAAAUGAGCCCACCCCAAUGGAGUUCAUCCGCAGGGGGUCCAUGAGACUCAAACAAUUUCUUCAGUCAAAAACAGAGAAGAAAGCGGAAGAGGAGGCAGUUUCCGAUGCAGCUAAAGUAGAGAAACAGAAUAGUGCCUUCAGACGACUCUCUAAAACCGAGAGCUCCGAGCCAACAGCAGUGGGGGAGGGUGAAGAUAAAACUAAAAUGGCUUCUUCUCCACCCAAACCCACAUCUACUGCUCAGUCCAGGUUGUCUUCUUCAACCUCAAACGUUAUCUUCAGUAGUAACCUACGUGAUGACACCAAGGUGAUCUUGGAGCAAAUAUCAGCCAAUAGUCAGAAGAAUAGGGCAGAAAUGGCCAAACAGUCUCAGGCCAUAACCAGCAAUGACUCGGAGAUGACGGCUGGCCAUUCCAACUCAACAGAGACCAAAGCAGAAGAUACCAGCAGCCCUGACUCUACAUCUCUCACCAGGACAGGAAGCUUCCUGAGCCGUAGUCGAUUCUCACGGCCUUCCCCGACCUCUCCAGAGGAUAGAGAUAACCUUCUAAAGAGGAUGGAGAGCAUACGGAAGGAAAAACGGGUCUACAGUAGGUUUGAGGUAUUCUGCAAAAAAGAAGAGCAGAACCAAGUGGAGGAGAACGAGGACGACUCGAAGGAUAAGAAAGUGGGGAAACUGCUGGGGAAGUUGGGAACCUUAAUAAAGAAAUGAGCAAAGACCCAGAGUGUUUCCAUCUGGUGCCAAUAACACUGCAGAGGGUUCUACGUCUUAGAGAUUCCACACGUUACCAUGGACAUCCAUCAUUGGUCACUUCUCUGGAGACUUUUUUUUAUGGAAACUUUUAUAUCACUAGAAACAAAUGACCCAGAAGAGGAGCGAUCUCUGAAUUAUAUGGACCUUCUGGAAUGGUACCGACCUCUAUCUGAUCACCAAAAAACAAUCCCACUUGUGCCUUCAAUGGGUCAAGCAGCUUCUGCCUUAGGCCUUGACUACCACUAGUCCCUCCUUGUCUAUCAUGUUGUUCCAUAAGGUGCAGUUCUGGAACCACAAGCCCCAUUAUAGUUAUGAUGUGCUGGGACUUGUUGUUCCAGAUUUUCCUGACACAAUCGGCCUGCUCCUCAGCUUCCAACAUUAAUUUAUUCACUAGAUGGAACCCAUAAUGGACUUUGUGGUCGCGUGGAGCCAUUUUGCGGGAGGAAGCGCUGAACGUUUCCAGAUUUUUCUAACAUUUGUAAAUAGCUGUUAUAGCAGUGAUGUGAGGGUGGCCUCCUGCCCAAAACCCAAGGACCCCACAGGCAGGAACGAUCCGGUCGUACGAUGCAGAGCUGGGGAUGUAUUCACUACUGAGUCGGUGCAGGAGGCAAUGGUGGCGCUGGAACCGGAAAGCGACCGUUCCAGCAGAGCAGGUACAGGGAACUUUUAUUAAAGGGGUAUGUUGGUAGACAUGUUAUCCCCUAGCCAAAGGAUUGCGGAGGUCCGUUGGGAACCUUUGCGAUCUCUGUGCAGGCACCAGGUGUUCUUAACAUUAUGGUCAGAAUUCUGGGUUCGGGAGGCCGAGGUCGGGAUGUCAUGCCACGCCCCCUCCAUUCAUGUCUAUGCGAGGGGGUGUAUAGUGAUGUCACAACCGUGGUCGCAUGACCAUGGCCAUCACAUCACGCCACGCCCCCUCCCAUAGACAUGAUUGAAGGUGGGGCGUGGUGUGAUGGCUGUGGUCAUGUGGCCGCGGUUGUGACAUCACUAUACGCCCCCUCCCAUAGACAUGAAUGGAGGAGGGGGGGGGGGGCGUGGGGUGAUGUGAUGGCUGUGGUCAUGUGGCUGCGGUUGUGACAUCACUAUAUGCCCCCUCGCAUAGACAUGAAUGGAGGAGGGGGGGGGGCGUGGGGUGAUGUGAUGGCUGUGGUCAUGUGGCUGCGGUUGUGACAUCACUAUAUGCCCCCUCGCAUAGACAUGAAUGGAGGAGGGGGGGGGCGUGGGGUGAUGUGAUGGCUGUGGUCAUGUGGCUGCGGUUGUGACAUCACUAUAUGCCCCCUCGCAUAGACAUGAAUGGAGGGGGGGGGGGGGGGCGUGGGGUGAUGUGAUGGCUGUGGUCAUGUGGCUGCGCUUGUGACAUCACUAUACGCCCCCUCCCAUAGACAUGAAUUGAGGGGGGUGUUGUAGGAUGUCACAGCCGGGGUCACGUGUCCACGGGCGGGACGUCACGACCAAGGCCUCCCAAAGCCAGCAUUCUGAACAUAAUGUUAAGAAUGCCGGGUGCCUGCGCUGAGAUCGCAGGAGGUCCCCAGCGGCCAAACCCCCCCGAUCUGACAUCUUAUUCUCCAUCCUUUGAAUAGGGGAUAACAUGUCUGGCAACGGAGUACCCCUUUUAAUGUUAAAAAUAGAAAAUCAAAGGGCCAGUCCAGUCAUUCUGGAACUUCCUAAAAGAUUUUGGUGUUUCCAUUCCUUGACAAUUUCAAGAUAUUUUCUUGUUGGUGCUGAGGACAGAACAGAAAUCCCUCCCCCGCAUAGGCUGAUAGCUCUUAUCUAUACUAAUACUUUGUAACAAACCCUCAGCACUGUGAGCUGGACUCUGUCAGGAUGGGUGUGAUCCACAACAUUUAUUGUUUUACCUCCAUUUAUCGAGUACAGUAUUUUCUUACAAAACCCAGCUGGCCCAGCGGUAGACGGUGAUGGGUGACUAUGAUAUAUUUGGAAUGGCCUCCUGGGAGUUGUAGUCCCUAUGCAUUAGAGGUGCCACAGUUUUGCUGCCACAACCUCCUAUUGCAGUCAUUGUGUAUGUAUUAUCCGGGGCCCGGCUCUAUCCCACAAUGCUGUAUGAGCACUGAUUUUAUUACUACUGAUGUGGAUCCCGAUAGGGGGGUUCAUUUUAUGGGGGGGGGGGGGGGGGUGCGCGGAGCUGACACUCGGUGACUGCUUUGUGAAGUGUAGAGUGUAAGGACGUCUUCCGCUUUAUAUGGUGACUGAGAUUAAUGUGUCUAUGUCCGGUGUGAUUGGAUAUUUAAUGUAAAGAUAGAAUUGUAUAACAAGCAUUGGAUAUGAUCCGUUAAAUCAUUGUACUUCUCUCCUAGCCUGUAGGGGGCAGUGCAGAACCGUAAUAAGGCAGGCUCAGGUAUAAUGUGCUAAAAUAAAACCAAUUC